AUGGGACUACAAGAUAAUGGACUAAUUGGAUGUGACUUUAAGCGAAACACUGCAGAGAUGUUGAAGUUGAAAUUGAAAUUGAAAUCGACGUCGAAGCCCAAGUUCAAGUCCAAGUCCAAGUCGAACAAGAUUGUAUUGAAGACUUCCGAUAAUAAGAGAUUGACGAUGAAAAAAACAAUUGCAAAUCAAUCUCAAACGCUUAAGCAGAUGGUCAAGAAUGAUGGCGCGAAUAAGGUUAUUCAUUUGUCAAAUAUCACUUACAAGAUCAUGGUCAAGGUUAAGGAGUACUGCAAUAAACAUGCUAAUGAUCCUCUCAACUCAUGUUUCGAGUCGACCAAAGAAAUUCUUGUUGAUCAAGAACUCAAGAAAUUUGAUUCAGAAUUCGUCCAAGUGGAUGUGGAGACACUGUUUCAUCUCAUUAUGGCUGCAAGAUUCUUGAAUAUCAAGAACCUAUUGGAUUUACUUUGUACGGCUGUGGCAAAUAUGAUAAAAGAAAACAGCAUCGAGGAGCUUAGGAAGAAACUUAGGAUCGAGAACGAUUACACUCCAGAGGAAGAAGAGGAAGUUCGUAAGGAGAUUGGUUGGCCAAUUGAAUAA
Messenger RNA from Impatiens glandulifera, 597 nucleotides. Its product is annotated as SKP1-like protein 1A. Gene Ontology annotation, biological process: SCF-dependent proteasomal ubiquitin-dependent protein catabolic process. The transcript is spliced from 3 exons. Gene Ontology annotation, molecular function: cullin family protein binding. Lineage: Eukaryota; Viridiplantae; Streptophyta; Magnoliopsida; Ericales; Balsaminaceae. Gene Ontology annotation, cellular component: cytoplasm; nucleus. The record is from RefSeq and is a predicted model, not a curated record. Bases 1 to 597 code for a protein of 198 amino acids.